AUGGCGGGGGGUCGGAGGGGACUUGUGGCCCCUCAAAAUACUUUUUUGGAGAAUAUAGUCCGACGGUCCAACGACACUAACUUUGUCCUGGGAAACGCUCAGAUCGUGGACUGGCCCAUCGUCUACAGCAACGAUGGCUUCUGCAAACUGUCAGGCUACCACCGGGCAGAGGUCAUGCAGAAGAGCAGCACCUGCAGCUUCAUGUACGGAGAGCUCACGGACAAGGACACCACGGAGAAAGUACGGCUGACGUUCGAAAAUUAUGAAAUGAACUCCUUUGAAAUACUCAUGUACAAGAAGAACAGGACGCCUGUGUGGUUCUUUGUGAAGAUAGCACCCAUACGAAACGAACAAGAGAAAGUGGUUCUGUUCCUCUGCACUUUCAGCGAUAUUACAGCCUUCAAACAGCCUAUUGAGGACGAUUCUUCUAAAGGUUGGGGGAAGUUUGCCCGCCUCACCCGUGCCCUCACCAGCAGCAGAGGCGUGCUCCAGCAGCUCCAGCCCACUGUUCACAAGGGGGAGAAUGUCCACAAGCACUCACGCUUAGCUGAGGUCCUCCAGCUGGGCUCCGAUAUCCUACCUCAGUACAAGCAAGAGACCCCCAAGACCCCUCCCCACAUAAUCCUGCACUACUGUCUAUUCAAAACUACAUGGGACUGGGUGAUCCUCAUUUUAACUUUCUAUACGGCCAUUAUGGUGCCCUACAAUGUGUCAUUCAAGACCAAACAGAACAACGUAACAUGGCUGGUGGUGGACAGUAUAGUGGAUGUGAUUUUCCUGGUGGAUAUAGUGCUGAAUUUCCAUACAACAUUUGUAGGACCAGCAGGGGAGGUGAUAUCAGACCCCAAGCUUAUUCGCAUGAACUAUCUGAAGACGUGGUUUGUGAUAGACCUGCUCUCCUGUCUGCCCUAUGACGUCAUCAAUGCUUUUGAGAACGUAGACGAGGGCAUCAGCAGCCUGUUCAGCUCGCUCAAAGUGGUCCGACUUCUGCGUUUGGGCCGGGUCGCUCGUAAGCUGGACCAUUAUAUCGAAUAUGGAGCUGCAGUGCUGGUUCUGCUCGUGUGUGUCUUUGGACUUGCCGCGCACUGGCUCGCAUGUAUUUGGUACAGCAUUGGCGACUAUGAAGUAAUUGAUGAGGAGACUAACAUUGUUCGAAUGGACAGCUGGCUGUAUAUUCUGGCAGAGACACUGGGCACGCCGUACCGCUUCAACACCAGCGGAUCAGGCAAGUGGGAGGGCGGCCCCAACAAGGACUCGGUGUACAUCACGUCUCUGUACUUCACCAUGACCAGUCUUACCAGCAUCGGAUUUGGAAACAUUGCUCCGACCACAGAUGGGGAGAAGAUCUUCGCCGUGGCCAUGAUGAUGAUCGGAUCUCUUCUGUAUGCCACCAUUUUUGGUAACGUGACCACCAUCUUCCAGCAGAUGUACGCCAACACCAACAGGUACCAUGAGAUGCUCAACAGUGUCAGGGACUUCCUUAAACUGUACCAGGUGCCCAAAGGCCUGAGUGAGCGUGUCAUGGACUACAUCGCCUCCACGUGGUCCAUGUCCCGUGGCAUUGACACAGAAAAGGUGUUACAGAUUUGUCCUAAAGACAUGAGAGCGGACAUCUGCGUGCACCUGAAUCGAAAAGUAUUCAAGGAGCACCCAGCUUUUAGACUGGCAAGUGAUGGCUGCCUGCGCGCGCUCGCUAUGGAGUUCCAAACCAUCCACUGUGCCCCUGGGGAUCUGAUCUACCACGCCGGCGAGAGCGUAGACAGCCUCUGCUUUGUGGUGUCGGGGUCACUAGAGGUCAUCCAGGAUGACGAGGUGGUGGCCAUCUUAGGUAAAGGAGACGUGUUUGGGGAUGUUUUCUGGAAGGAGGUGACGCUAGCUCAGUCAUGCGCUAAUGUCCGUGCAUUAACCUACUGUGACCUCCAUGUUAUCAAACGCGACGCUCUGCAGAAGGUGCUGGAGUUCUACACGGCCUUCGCCAACCACUUCUCCAGGAAUCUGCUGCUGACAUACAAUCUCCGAAAAAGGAUUGUCUUCAGAAAAAUCAGCGACGUCAAGCGAGAAGAGGAGGAACGUCAGAAGCGUAAGAACGAAGCUCCUCUGAACCUCCCCCCGGACCACCCUGUUCGUAAACUCUUCCAGCGCUUCCGUCAGCAGAAAGAGGCCAGACUUCACAUCGACAAAUCUGACCUCGAUGAACACGACCUGGAGAAAGGCCAGAUGUACGUGGACACGCCCCCUCCAAAACCCACCAUCGCCACCACCAGCAUCGUCACGGUUACGGAAAGCCCAGCGACGCCCUCCUCCUCCACGCCACAGUCAGGAACCCCCACCAACUGUAACGCCAAUGAAAAAUCCACACUCCAAGUCCCGCCUCCUGUACCUUUUAUCGCUUGCCGUACCACCGAACCUCCAAAGGUCAAAGGUUGGGGUCGCUUUAAGGAAUCUAUGGCCAAAGCGGAUAACUGGAAUAAAGUAUCCAAAGCAGAAUCUAUGGAGACUUUACCAGAUCGGACCAAGGCACAUGACUCAACCCAAGUGACGUUGAAAAAGACGGAUUCUUGCGACAGCGGUAUCACCAAAAGCGACUUGCGGUUGGACAAAGCAGGCGAUUUAAGGUUGACCCCUCAGGACCGUAGCCCUGUCCAACCAGAUAACAGACAUGCAUUUUACCCCAUCCCUGAACAGACUCUACAAGCAUCACUACAGGAGCUAAAACUAGAACUAAAAGACGAUAUCAAAAACCUUUCCGCACGAAUGUCUGGACUAGAGGCACAACUCCUGGAAGCACUCCAACUACUGAAAGAAAGGAAAUCCAGCACGGGCUCACCGCAGCCUCUUUUUGAUAUUUCUAGACCCGCAUCACCAGAACUGGAAAAGGAAGAUAUCUUUUCGUGA
This is a messenger RNA of Boleophthalmus pectinirostris (great blue-spotted mudskipper), 2895 nucleotides long. RefSeq names its product potassium voltage-gated channel, subfamily H (eag-related), member 1a (gene kcnh1a). Gene Ontology annotation, molecular function: delayed rectifier potassium channel activity. Gene Ontology annotation, cellular component: membrane. Gene Ontology annotation, biological process: regulation of membrane potential; potassium ion transmembrane transport. The record is from RefSeq and is a predicted model, not a curated record. Bases 1 to 2895 code for a protein of 964 amino acids. The transcript has 12 exons. NCBI's taxonomy places the organism in Eukaryota, Metazoa, Chordata, Actinopteri, Gobiiformes, Gobiidae.